CGCGAAAGGGCGCUGCGAUCACGCCGCCAUUUCGAAAAAAUUUUUUUUGUAACUUUUUUUUUGCUUCUUAAUUUAAUUGUAAAAAUGCAGACUGCUGUACCGUUGGCGUGUUUUUUAUCUAUGAUUCGUCCUCCAGGCAUCCAGUUUGAGAACGCCUUACUGCAAAUCGCGCCAGUCAAUAAGGGCAAAUGUCCUUAUGUAAGAGACAACAACGACAUCGUGUUCCAGCUUUACACGAGGCACAAUCCAACGGUAGCCCAUAGCCUCCUAAUCGAUGAUGAUGAAAGACUGUUCGCAUCGAGCAUCGACUUCAAUGACCGUACGGUGAUAUACUUCCACGCUUUCAUGGAGACACCUGAUGAUGGGAGCGGGCUGAUGAUUCGAGAAGCCUUAACACAUCGUGGUGAUACCAACGUUAUAAUGGUGGACGCACAGCGCCUCGAGGCCGGUCCGUGGUACUUCAAAGCAGCUGAGAACACUUGGUAUAUUGGAAAAAUUGGCGCUCAGUUCAUUGACUAUUUGGUGUCGAGAGGUUUAAAACUAUCGAAGACCCAUCUAAUUGGACACAGUUUGGGUGCUCAAGCCGCUGGCGUCGCUGGCAGUUCGAUAAAAUCAGGUCGAGUCUCUCGCAUCACUGGUCUGGAUCCAGCUCUACCGCUGUUCAACAAGCUCCCUCUAGAACAGAGGUUGGAUCCGUCUGAUGCUGAGUUCGUUGAUGUUAUACACACCGACGCUGGGAUUUUCGGUUUUCCAGAACAAGUGGGUCACGCGGACUUUUAUCCCAACGGCGGCAUAAGUCCUCAACCGGGAUGCGAACUUGAAGUCGUUAUACCACAGCAGCAGAUAUUACCUAAGUUUUUCUGCAGCCACUGGCGCUCAUACAUGUUCUACAGCGAAUCGAUCCUGCGACCCGCGUCGUUUGUGUCCUCACGCUGUGAAUCCUGGAGAGAGUUCUUAAGGGGAUACUGCUCGAAAGAAGAUAUCACCCACAUGGGUUUUGGAGUUGAUUUGAACGCCCGCGGUAAAUAUUUUUUGAAGACACAUCAACAGUCGCCAUAUUCGUUAGAAUAAGUUCUUUUUAAUGAUAAUUUUUAUACGUUAUAAUAUAUAUAUCCAAUAUGUAUAUAAUUCCUAAGUAGAUAAAUAAAUGAG
Messenger RNA from Melitaea cinxia (Glanville fritillary), 1152 nucleotides. RefSeq names its product pancreatic lipase-related protein 2-like. Lineage: Eukaryota; Metazoa; Arthropoda; Insecta; Lepidoptera; Nymphalidae. Gene Ontology annotation, biological process: lipid metabolic process. Bases 85 to 1071 code for a protein of 328 amino acids. The transcript has 9 exons. Gene Ontology annotation, molecular function: lipase activity. The record is from RefSeq and is a predicted model, not a curated record.